Messenger RNA from Triticum turgidum subsp. durum (durum wheat), 1104 nucleotides. The record is from the annotation of a GenBank genome assembly. NCBI's taxonomy places the organism in Eukaryota, Viridiplantae, Streptophyta, Magnoliopsida, Poales, Poaceae.
AUGGCGUCGGCGCUCCGCCUGCUGCCGUCGACGGCGACGCGCCUCCGCUUUCGUCCCCGCCUCCCUCUCUCCACCGCCGCGUCACUCUUCUCACCGCCCUCCAAGGCCGUCCUCUACGACCAACACGGCCCUCCCGACCAAGUCCUCAGGGUGGAAGAUGUGCCGCCGGUGGAGCUCGGGGAGCGCGGCGUCUGCGUGAAGAUGCUAGCCGCACCCAUCAACCCCUCCGACAUCAACCGCGUCCAGGGCGUCUACCCCGUCAGGCCUCCCCUCCCCGCCGCCGUCGCUGGGUACGAGGGCGUCGGCCAGGUCCACGCCGUUGGCCCCGCCGUCACCCGCCCCCUCUCCCCCGGCGACUGGGUCAUCCCUUCCCCGCCCUCCUUUGGAACAUGGCAGACCUACAUUGUGAAGCCUGAAGAUGUGUGGCACAAGGUUCGUGACGAUGUUCCGGUGGAAUACGCUGCCACUGUCACGGUGAACCCCUUGACAGCGCUCAGGAUGCUGCAGGACUUUGUGAAACUCAAACCUGGUGAUGCUAUUGUCCAGAACGGCUCGACCAGCAUCGUUGGUCAGUGUGUUAUUCAGCUCGCCAAAGUGCAAGGAAUUCGCACCAUCAACAUCAUAAGGGACAGGCCUGGGUCAGAAGAAGCAAAAGAGAAACUUAAACAGCUUGGUGCAGAUGAGGUCUUCACCGAAAGUCAGCUAGAUGUAAAGAAUGUCAAGAGCUUGCUGGGUGCUUUACCAGAACCUGCAUUAGGAUUUAACUGUGUUGGAGGAAAUGCUGCAUCUUUGAUACUGAAGUUAUUAAGGCAAGGAGGCACCAUGGUGACAUAUGGCGGAAUGUCCAAGAAACCUGUGAUUGUUUCUACUUCGUCUUUCAUAUUUAAGGAUCUUUCCCUCAGAGGGUUCUGGCUACAGAAGUGGAUGAAUUCGGACAAGUCAGAGGAAUGCAGAACAAUGAUAGACUACCUGUUGGGCCUUGUGCAUGAAGGCAAACUUAAAUAUGAGAUGGAGUUGACUCCCUUCAGCGAGUUCAACCUGGCUCUUGAUAAGGCCCUUGGAAAACACGGAAGCCAACCAAAGCAGUUGCUAGUCGGUGGUUGA